Molecule: messenger RNA, 842 nt
Organism: Eimeria necatrix
Lineage: Eukaryota; Apicomplexa; Conoidasida; Eucoccidiorida; Eimeriidae
Exons: 2
Source: RefSeq, a predicted model, not a curated record
CCCCCGCAGCAGCCCCCGCAGCAGCAGCAGCAGCCCCAGCAGCAGCAGCAGCAGCAGCAGCAGCCCCCGCAGCAGCAGCAGCAGCAGCAGCAGCAGGAGGAGACGUGGGGUCGCGUGCGUUGGAGAUCCUGCGUCGGGGCUACGGGGAGACUCGGAGCUUCGGGAGUUCAACAGCUUUGGUGGUGCUGCACGAGGGGCAGCAGCAAAUAGGAAUAGCGAAUGUUGGAGACAGCGCUUUGAUUUUGCUGCGGCGGCAGCUGGUCUACAGAAUGACUUGUGUCUUCAGAACAGCAGAGCAGCAGCACGAGUUCAACUGUCCCUUCCAGCUGAGCCGGCUGCCGCAGCCGGGGGACUACGAGCUGCUGCGCUGCAGCGGGAAGCAGGCGCUGCUGCAGCUGCUGCAGCGCGCUGCUGCUGCUGCGCUGCCGCAGGACACCCCCGAAGCUGCUGCUGUCGCCACUGUUGCUGUGCAAGAAGGAGACUUGCUGCUGCUCGGCACUGACGGGCUCUUCGACAACUUAUUCGACCACGAAAUCUGCGCAAUUGCUUCUUUCUUUCUGAGUCCCAAAGAAGCAGCAAUUCUGGGGGACCCUUCCCUCGCCACUUCCGCCACAGACGCAGCCAGGGCCAUCGGAGAGGCUGCUGCCCACAGGAGCCGCUCCUCCACCGAACGAACGCCCUUCAUGAAACACGCCCGCCAAGAGGGGGCUUUCUUCACGGGGGGCAAAAUGGACGACAUCACCGUGGUGGCUUGUUGGGUCACUUCGCCAGACAGUCUUCUUUCCAAUUCCGAAGACAUUUCCGGCUUCCAGGGAGCUGCUGCAGUCAGCCGCGACUGCUGA